AGAAGGAGAGGGAGGUUAAUCGACUGUAUGGGAAACGUGUAGAGGUGGUGAGGAAAUGUUACAGGGGUCUCAGCAUCUGUGGCCGGGCUUCCCUGCCUGAAAGACAUCAGUGACCUGCUUGAUGGUCACUUGAUAUCAAAAUGCAGGUAACGGAUGAAGGAGACCCUCAUCGCCGAGAGGUGGUUCGCUUUGCUGUGCUCUGUAGAGCUGGAACGCUGGUGCUCCAGGCCCUUUUCAACCUUCUGAUCCCAGAUCACGCUGCAGAGGCCUUCUCUCCGCCCCGCUUGUCUGAGCCCGGGGUCUGCGACCGGAUCGUGGAACGGCUGCUGGGAGGCCUGUCACACUGGGACGCCGAGCACUUCCUCUUCAUAGCUGAGCACGGCUACGUGUAUGAGCACAACUGCGCCUUCUUCCCCGUGUUUCCCUUGACCCUACGUGCAGCGGCGGGAACGGUGCUGCGGCCUCUCCGGGGUGUCCUGUGUUUCCGAAGCCGGCUGCUCCUCUCGGCCGCUCUGCUGAACACCCUGUUCUCUGUCCUGGCCUCAUGGGCCCUGUACGAGCUGGGCUGCGUUGUCCUGCGGUGCCGCAGGCAGGCUUUCCUGUCGGCCCUCCUCUUCUGCAUCACCCCUGCCAGUGUCUUCAUGGCCGCUGCUUAUUCGGAGAGCCUGUUUGCCCUCCUGGCAUUUGGCGCCAUGUGGCAGCUAGAGAAAGGGUGUGGGUGGAUCAGCGCCCUCCUCUUUUCACUAGCCAGCGGCGUGCGUUCCAAUGGUGUGAUCAAUGCUGGGUUCCUCGUUUAUGCCCAGGCAAAACUUUUUGUCUCUCAGCUCCAGGCGGCGACUGGAGUCAUGCUGCUGGUGACCGUAGGUCAACUUUCCACCUUAGCAGUGUCUCUGGCCUUGAUGUGCGCCUUCGUUUUCCUGCCCUUCGCUUUGUUUCAGCUCUAUGCCUACUUCUGGUUUUGCAGGGGCAACGUUGGCUCCGAAUACUUUGUGCCGAGGCCACUGCUGCAACUAGCUGUGGAUAUGGGGUACCACUUAGCCUUUCUGGAUGGUGCGAAACCACCCUGGUGCUCUUGGGAUUAUCCUAUGGUUUACACCUACAUUCAGGACGCUUACUGGAACGUGGGCUUUCUCCGCUAUUAUGAGGCCAAACAGAUUCCCAAUUUCCUGCUGGCCGCCCCCACGAUCGUGCUGGGCUCUUGGGCAGCGUGGUGCUACGUUGCUGCAAAUCCCUGGCACUGCCUAACUCUUGGCCUGGCCAGGAGAGAGACUGGAAGAACGACGGCAGAAUCCUCCUCGAAGCCUGCUGCUGGGUUUUGCGCUCCUGGCGUAUUCGUUUACAUUGUCCAUGCCACGGCUCUGUUGAUGUUCGGCACCUUUUACAUGCAUAUACAGGUUCUUACCAGACUUCUGGGCUCUUCCUCUCCAGUCCUUUACUGGUUCUAUGCCCAUCUGCUUCAUACCCACGAACCUUUGUUACAAAACAUGGACCCAUCCCCAUCACGCACUGGACCCCACUUAGAUCAACCCCCCUUGGGAAACACUUUUUCUAGCUGGAACGGAAAUGAAAACCCUGUGUGGCGACUACUGAAGAACUGGAGGCAGAGCACUGUUCUCACCAAGUGGAUUCUGGGAUAUAUUCUUUCCUAUUGGUUGCUGGGGCUAGCUCUUCACUGUAACUUCUUUCCUUGGACGUGAGCGCUUGGCCU
Euleptes europaea (tarantolino) is the source of this 1708-nucleotide messenger RNA. RefSeq names its product phosphatidylinositol glycan anchor biosynthesis class V (gene PIGV). NCBI's taxonomy places the organism in Eukaryota, Metazoa, Chordata, Lepidosauria, Squamata, Sphaerodactylidae. Gene Ontology annotation, molecular function: GPI mannosyltransferase activity; alpha-1,6-mannosyltransferase activity. The coding region runs from base 141 to 1697 and encodes 518 amino acids. The record is from RefSeq and is a predicted model, not a curated record. The transcript has 4 exons. Gene Ontology annotation, cellular component: endoplasmic reticulum membrane; mannosyltransferase complex. Gene Ontology annotation, biological process: GPI anchor biosynthetic process.